AAAAAAUUAUAAAAGCUAGUGAUAAGAAAUACUAGGUCUCUUCGCCUGCAACCACCUCGUCAGGAGCUUGCAGCAGCAGAGGCAGUGUGUACAAACAAAUAAGGCAUCAUGACCCACCAAUUCCCAGCACUGUCUCCAGAGCAGAAGAAAGCUCUUUCAGACAUCGCUCAGCGCAUUGUGGCUUCAGGAAAGGGGAUCUUAGCUGCAGAUGAAUCAGUGGGUACCAUGGGCAACAGGCUGCAGAAGAUCAACGUGGAGAACACAGAGGAGAAUCGCCGUGCGUUUAGAGAGAUUCUCUUCUCCUCGGAUGCUUCCAUCAAUCAGAGCAUUGGGGGAGUGAUCCUCUUCCAUGAGACUCUCUAUCAGAAAGACAGCAGUGGGAAGCCAUUUCCAGCUCUCAUCAAAGAAAAAGGCAUUGUGGUGGGAAUAAAGCUGGAUAAAGGCACAGCACCCCUAGCAGGAACAAAUGGAGAAACCACCAUACAAGGGCUGGAUGGACUGGCUGAGCGCUGUGCCCAGUACAAGAAAGACGGUGCUGACUUUGGCAAGUGGCGGGCAGUGCUGAAGAUUACCAGCACAACUCCGUCUCAGCUUGCUAUCCAGGAGAAUGCUAACACACUUGCACGCUAUGCCAGCAUCUGCCAGCAGCAUGGGUUGGUGCCCAUUGUAGAACCAGAAAUCUUGCCUGACGGAGACCAUGAUCUCCAGCGUUGUCAGUAUGUGACAGAAAAGGUUCUGGCUGCUGUCUACAAGGCCUUGAAUGAUCACCAUGUCUACUUGGAAGGGACACUGCUACAACCGAACAUGGUGACAGCUGGGCUUUCCUGUCCCAAGAAAUACACACCUCAGGAUGUAGCUGUAGCAACUGUCACUACUCUCCUGCGUACUGUUCCUGCUGCUGUGCCUGGAAUCUGCUUCCUGUCUGGAGGUCAAAGUGAAGAGGAGGCUUCUCUCAACUUAAAUGCCAUGAAUCAGUCCCCUUUGCCAAAACCCUGGAAACUGACUUUCUCAUAUGGGAGAGCUCUGCAGGCCUCUGCACUGGCAGCAUGGGUGGGCAAGUCAGAGAACAAGAAGGCCGCCCAAGAAGCCUUCUGCAAGCGCGCACAGAUUAAUAGUUUAGCUUGCAGAGGACAGUACGUCGUGUCUGGGAAGACUGAUGCAGCUGCCAUGCAGUCACUUUUCACUGCGAGCUACACUUACUGAAAGAACAGGAAUCCUGCUUCUGUCCUAUUCCUCUUCAUAGGUUGAAGAUGCUCAGAAUGAAAGAAAAACAAAGAAAUCUAAUUACCUUU
This is a messenger RNA of Tinamus guttatus (white-throated tinamou), 1292 nucleotides long. RefSeq names its product aldolase, fructose-bisphosphate B (gene ALDOB). NCBI's taxonomy places the organism in Eukaryota, Metazoa, Chordata, Aves, Tinamiformes, Tinamidae. The record is from RefSeq and is a predicted model, not a curated record. Gene Ontology annotation, molecular function: fructose-bisphosphate aldolase activity. Gene Ontology annotation, biological process: glycolytic process.